AUAAGAAGAGAGGAAGAGAGGAGUAUAGGGUCCGGUGGUGGAGCCAGAGAGAGGAAACAGAGGGGUCCACCACGAUCCACGGUGAGCGUGCACGAAAACCGAAGCCUCUCUACGCCACUUCAAAAAUAAAAAGAGCAUAAACGGAAAAAACAGCUGUAACCUUUUACUGGGUUUUUUCCCGGGAAAAUAUUAACAGCCUCGCCACCACAUCCUCACCAGAUCGCUCCACCGGAAUCUUCAUGGACCGCUCCGCCGCCCGACUCAAUGUCCCUACGCCGGUAGCCUCCGGACCCUCUGCGGAGGCCACUCUACGCCACGUGGACCGCCUCAUAAACUCCAAUCACUACACGUCGCCUUCCAGGACAAUCUACUCCGACCGCUUCAUUCCCAGCAGAUCUGCGUCCAAAUUCGCGCUCUUCGAUAUCGCCUCGCCACCCGAGGGCCGCGACGACAGCUCCAGCGCCUACACCACGCUCCUCCGCACCGCCCUCUUCGGCCCCGAUGCCGCCGGCCUGGCGCCGCCCCUCACGCCGCAGAAAACUGCCUCGCCGCUCAUGACGCUCCCCAGCCGGAAUAUUUUCCGGUACAAGAGCGAGACGCGCCAGUCCAUGCACUCGCUCUCGCCGUUCAUGUGCGACGAUUCCGUACCCGGAGUUAAUCACGGUCCGGUCAAGGCUCCCAGGAAGGUUCCCAGGUCGCCUUUUAAGGUUCUGGAUGCGCCUGCGCUGCAAGAUGAUUUUUACCUGAAUCUAGUGGAUUGGUCUUCGCAUAAUGUCUUGGCUGUUGGUCUGGGUAACUGUGUUUAUCUCUGGAAUGCUUGUAGCAGCAAGGUUACUAAAUUAUGUGAUUUGGGGAUUGAUGACCUCGUUUGUUCCGUAGGCUGGGCUCAACGUGGUACGCACCUUGCUGUUGGAACUAGCAAUGGUAAAGUUCAGAUUUGGGAUGCAUCUCGUUGCAAGAAGAUAAGGUCUAUGGAGGGUCAUCGGUUACGUGUUGGAGCCUUGGCCUGGAGUUCAUCUCUUUUGUCUUCUGGCGGCAGGGAUAAGAAUAUUUAUCAAAGAGAUAUCCGUGCACAAGAAGAUUUUGUCAGUAAACUGUCAGGGCACAAAUCAGAGGUUUGUGGACUGAAGUGGUCUUACGAUAACCGUGAGUUGGCAUCUGGAGGAAAUGACAACAGAUUGUUUGUAUGGAAUCAACACUCAACUCAGCCUGUCCUGAAGUACUGCGAACAUACAGCAGCUGUUAAAGCUAUUGCAUGGUCUCCUCAUCUUCAUGGACUUCUUGCAUCUGGGGGAGGAACUGCAGAUCGAUGCAUACGUUUCUGGAAUACAACCACCAACUCACACCUAAGCUGCAUGGACACUGGAAGUCAGGUUUGCAAUCUCGUCUGGUCUAAAAAUGUCAACGAACUAGUAAGCACACAUGGUUACUCCCAGAACCAGAUAAUUGUUUGGAGAUACCCCACCAUGUCAAAGCUGGCCACCCUUACUGGCCACACAUACAGAGUUCUCUAUCUUGCCAUUUCUCCGGAUGGACAGACUAUUGUAACUGGAGCUGGAGAUGAAACACUUAGGUUCUGGAAUGUAUUUCCAUCCCCUAAAUCACAGAAUACUGACAAUGAAAUCGGAGCAUCAUCUCUUGGAAGAACUAUUAUUAGGUGAUCGCUCGUGGCAUUUUGAUUCAAUCAUGUGGCAUAUUUCAAAGUUUGGACUCAUGCACAAAACAAAUUUCAUAAUGGAGCAACAUGAUGAAAAAACAUACCAUAAAAAAAAUAACAUGAAAAGGCAUGCUUUACCGUUUGGAGAGCAUUGCAGGGAGCUAUGAAAGUAUAUUGUGGCUGCCAAAGAUAAAAGACAUUCAUGCGAUUCGUGUGAUGUCUCAUUUCUUACUUAAAAGUAGGUCAUUUUUUUAUUGCCCAUCGGAAUUUUAUACAUGUUAAUGGAGUUGUAGCUUCCUUCUUUCCCUCUCCUUCUAUUCUUUACUUCUUUUCCAUAAUGCUCUCCAAUGUUAUACAUUCAAGGCAAGUACACAGAGAACACAUCCUUAGCAAGCUUGUAACAACUGUUGUAUAUAAUUAUUCCAUUUUAGGAAUUUUGGUACUUCCUUCAAUUUUUUAAUCAUCUCAUUGCUUC
Vigna umbellata (rice bean) is the source of this 2132-nucleotide messenger RNA. RefSeq names its product B-type cell cycle switch protein ccs52A. Gene Ontology annotation, cellular component: anaphase-promoting complex. Gene Ontology annotation, biological process: positive regulation of ubiquitin protein ligase activity; positive regulation of anaphase-promoting complex-dependent catabolic process; anaphase-promoting complex-dependent catabolic process. Gene Ontology annotation, molecular function: protein binding; anaphase-promoting complex binding; ubiquitin ligase activator activity. The record is from RefSeq and is a predicted model, not a curated record. NCBI's taxonomy places the organism in Eukaryota, Viridiplantae, Streptophyta, Magnoliopsida, Fabales, Fabaceae.